AUGGAUUAUCCAAACAUAUUAUUUAUAUAAAACCCUUUACAAAUAGUAUCUGAAAUUCUCCACCGAUUCACCAAAGUCUAAAAAUACUGCAUAAUAACUGACGAAAAUAUCGAAAAGCUAUAUCUUCCCUACCUAAAAUCUCAAUUUAACAACCAUUAAAUCUAUCCUGAGAUCUUCAUUUUAAAAAGCGGUGAAUAAAACAAGAAAUUUAAAUCCGUAGUUGAAUAAGACAAAUAUGAACAAAAUAUUCGGAAAAUACUCAAUUAUGGGCAUACUUUAGGCCACGGCAUUGAAUAUGCUUCCAAAGGCAAACUACUGCAUGGAGAAGCAGUAUCCAUAGGAAUAGUUUUAGCUAAUAAACUUAGCUAAAAUAUCUAAAAGUAAGAUUUCGAUCAAGAAAUAAAGGAGCUUUUGGAAAAAUAUGGAUUACCGGUUGAAUAUCCGGAUUUCUUGGACUCUGAUAAAGUUUUAUAAUAUAUAUUUUUCUAAUUGUGGUGA
Ichthyophthirius multifiliis is the source of this 498-nucleotide messenger RNA. RefSeq lists its product as hypothetical. The transcript has 3 exons. The record is from RefSeq and is a predicted model, not a curated record. Lineage: Eukaryota; Ciliophora; Oligohymenophorea; Hymenostomatida. Gene Ontology annotation, molecular function: 3-dehydroquinate synthase activity.